UGCUUACAUAGCAGUAUAGCACCAAAACAAAACCAUAUGCAUACACAUAUAUAUAGAAUUAUAGAUUAUAGAUUAUAGACAGACACAUAGAGAAAGAAAAUAAAAAAUAAAAACAGACUAGUAUAUCAAAAACAAUCAAUGGCAACAAAAUUUUAUAUUUUCUUCCUAUGGUUCCCCUGUCUUUCCCUCCUCAUUCUCUCCGUUUACAUAAUCACCAAACACCCUUUUACCCCUUCUUCCCCAAAUACCCUCAAUGUUAUUAAAUCUGGUGACAAAAUAUGGCCUGAAUUGGAGUUUAAUUGGAGACUAAUAGUGGCAACAAUAAUAGGAUUCUUGGGUUCUGCAUUUGGUACAGUUGGCGGUGUUGGUGGCGGUGGCAUUUUUGUUCCUAUGCUUACUUUAAUUGUUGGGUUCGAUACUAAAUCUGCUGCUGCUCUUUCUAAGUGUAUGAUAAUGGGGGCAUCAACAUCAUCAGUUUGGUACAAUUUAAGAGUACCACAUCCAUGCAGAGAAGUGCCAAUUCUUGAUUAUGAUUUAGCAUUACUAUUUCAGCCUAUGCUUAUGCUUGGAAUCACACUUGGUGUUGCUCUCAGUGUUGUUUUCCCUUAUUGGCUUAUCACUAUUCUCAUCAUUCUUCUGUUUUCAGGAACAUCUGCAAGGUCUUUCCUUAAGGCUACUGAAAUGUGGAAGGAAGAGACAAUAAUGAUGAAAGAAAUGGAAAGGCCACGAGAGUUCGUCAAUUCCCGUGGAGAAUUGAUGAUUGACACAUUCGAGCCUCUUAUUCCUAAAGAGGAGAAAACGCCAAUGCAAAUCUUUCUUUUCAAUUUACGUUGGAAGAUGCUCACACCUCUAAUAGUUGUGUGGAUUGCUUUUCUAGCUCUUCAGAUCAUUAAGAAUAGAUUAUUGGUAUGCAGCUCAUCAUAUUGGCUAGUUACAAUAAUACAGUUUCCAGUAGCACUAGCUGUUUUUGGGUAUGAAUGUGUUAAGUUGUACAAGGAAAGCAAGAGGAGGAAAAGCAUGGGGAACCCUGAAUCCGUGUGUGAGGCUGCAAUUGACUGGACCACACCUCACCUGAUGCUCUGUGCCUUUUGCGGGAUAUUGGGAGGCACCGUGGGUGGCCUUUUGGGGUCUGGUGGGGGGUUCAUUCUUGGCCCCCUCUUACUUGAGAUUGGUGUCAUGCCACAGGUUGCAAGUGCAACAGCAACGUUUGUGAUGAUGUUCUCAUCCUCAUUAUCUGUGGUCGAGUUUUACCUUCUCAAGCGUUUCCCAAUUCCGUUUGCUUUAUAUCUGAUGGCAGUAUCUGUUAUGGCUGGCUUCUGGGGUCAAUUCUUCAUAAGAAGACUCAUCGCAUUUCUGAAAAGAGCUUCACUUAUUGUCUUCAUUCUUUCGGCUGUCAUCUUUGCCAGUGCUAUUACAAUGGGAGUUAUUGGGGUCGAUAGAAGCAUCAAGAUGAUUCACAACCAUGAAUUCAUGGGAUUUCUCCAGUUUUGUAGCAGUCAAUAGCUAUAGAAAACAUGUCAAAACUGUGAAAGAUGGAAGAAAGUCCACAGGAAAUUAGUUGGUGAAAGGGAUUGAACACGAUUUUCAUCUACGUCAUGUAGCCCAUUUCGCAUACUACAGGGGUCAGGUAGGAUGGUUUUGUUUCUUUGCUUCAUCAUGUGGAUUUGAUUGUCAGAAACUAUUAUUUUUGGUAACCUUCAAACGCACACUGCGCUACAUAAAGGUAGAGUAGGAUCCGAAUUUCUGACAUGCUAUAGUUUCCUUUAACAUGUUGCUGACAUUGAUUUUUUUUAUAACUAAGUUUAAAGAUAAAAUAGAAUACUUUUUAAAAAUC
Molecule: messenger RNA, 1834 nt
Organism: Erigeron canadensis
Lineage: Eukaryota; Viridiplantae; Streptophyta; Magnoliopsida; Asterales; Asteraceae
Product: sulfite exporter TauE/SafE family protein 4-like
Exons: 12
Coding region: 139-1503 (454 amino acids)
Biological process (GO): protein ubiquitination
Cellular component (GO): membrane; Cul4A-RING E3 ubiquitin ligase complex
Source: RefSeq, a predicted model, not a curated record